Messenger RNA from Vigna radiata var. radiata (mung bean), 2171 nucleotides. RefSeq names its product transcription factor bHLH94. The record is from RefSeq and is a predicted model, not a curated record. Gene Ontology annotation, molecular function: protein dimerization activity; RNA polymerase II cis-regulatory region sequence-specific DNA binding; DNA-binding transcription factor activity, RNA polymerase II-specific. The transcript is spliced from 3 exons. The coding region runs from base 351 to 1307 and encodes 318 amino acids. NCBI's taxonomy places the organism in Eukaryota, Viridiplantae, Streptophyta, Magnoliopsida, Fabales, Fabaceae. Gene Ontology annotation, biological process: regulation of transcription by RNA polymerase II.
UUGGGAAGAGAAUCUUUCUGUGUGUUUCCCAGUGGUUAAGUUGGUGCGAUGAAGGAAGUGGUGUAGGACGAAAAAUCUCACGUGCAUAGGUCUGUAGCUUUUUGUUUGUGUGGACUAUCCAUCCACUUUUACGAUUUCAACCUAAAAGGGAAAUUCUUCUUCUUAAAGUUCAUCAUCAUAAAAAGGUUACUUUGUUUCCACCAUUACCACUGCCCCUGCUUUAGCCUUUGCUAAAACCAUCAUCUAAUCAUUCUCUCUCUCUCUUUUUCUUCUCAUUUUUUCUUUCUUCACUCCAACAAACAAACUCCUGUCUCUUUUUAGAACCACACUUUCCCACUUUAACAACAACAAUGGCCCUAGAGGCCGUGGUUUUCCCGCAAGAUCCUUUCAGUUACCCUUGCAACAAAGACUACUUCUACUCGCUUUUGCAAAACAAUUUUCAAGAAGCAGAAAACAAAGCCUUUCUCGGCAUCAUCACCAACAACAUAGACCACACUCUGCAUGCAAAUUGGGAUUCUUCUUCUCCUUCAGCUUUGCAAAAUAUCAAAGACCAAUGGGACUCACACUCCUCCCCUGAACCCUGCACCGUCGAUCAAUCUCUCCCCGCCGCCUUUCCUCCUCCUCCUCCUCCCUCCGAACCCACCCCCGCCCGCCGCAAACGCCGCCGCACCAAGACCACCAAGAACAAGGAGGAGAUCGAGAAUCAAAGAAUGACCCACAUUGCAGUUGAACGCAAUCGAAGAAAACAGAUGAACGAGUACCUCGCCGUUCUAAGAUCCCUGAUGCCACCCUCUUAUGUCCAAAGGGGUGAUCAAGCAUCUAUUAUUGGUGGCGCCAUCAACUUCGUGAAGGAGCUGGAGCAGCUUCUGCAGUGCAUGAAGGGGCAGCAGAGAAUGAAGGAAAAUGGCGGUGGCUUCUCUGACUCAUCAUCACCCUUUGCGGAGUUCUUCAUGUUCCCUCAGUACUCGACACGUGCGACACAGAACGGCAGAGGGUACCCUAGCACGUGCGAAGCACGGAGCCAUUCAUGGGCCGUGGCAGACAUAGAAGUGACCCUUGUGGAUGGCCAUGCCAACAUAAAGAUACUCUCCAAGAAACAACCGGGUUUGCUUCUGAAGAUGGUUGUUGGCCUUCAAACUCUCGCCUUCACGAUUCUCCACCUUAACGUUACCACUGUCGACGAUAUGGUCCUCACCUCGGUUAGUGUUAAGGUAGAGGAAGGGUGUCAGAUGAACACAGUGGAGGAAAUAGCAGGUGCGGUGCAUGAAUUAUCCCGCAGGAUUGAGGAGGAAGGUGUUUUGAGGUGAUGAUUAUUAAAGAUGGAAAUGGUAAAAGCGUAGCUAAUGCAGGUUGUUUUAUGAAUAAUUGUGCAAACCUUGGUGAAAUGCGUUGGAGUUUGCAGAGUGACCCGUGAAGAAAUAUAGCAGAAGGGAUAGCGUUGUUGUACAUGCAUCAGUGUGAAGGUCAUAAAUAAGCUAGGAGAUGCUAAUUAAAGCAUAGGUUUCUCACUCUUUUCUGAUUUCAUAUUUUUUUCCUCUUUAAUGUCAUUCUCCCACCUUCAAGAACUUGGCCAAAGAAGGGAAAAGGGGGUUGGAAGCGACAAGCAAUUUAUGCCGUGGAGGCCCCUCAGAGAAGUGUGUGUGAAUUAUUAGCGUUAUUUUUAGAGCAUGAGCAUCGUUAAUUUGCUUGGAAUGUCUGUGGACCUCUUUGCAAUUAUUUUGCACUGUAGAAGAUUUGGAUAUUAAAUAAUGAAUAAUAUUCCGUGAUGGGAGUUGAAAACACGCAUUUGAAGAGGGGGAAAACAAAAGGAAUGAUAUGCCUUAAAAAGAAGGAAUGGAAGUUGAUCACGAUGCAGUGUACCUAGAAAUAAAAGAUGAAGAUCUACGGUGGAAAUAAUAGGCAUCUACCAUUAUUAGUAUAUGCGCCUAGUGUAUAAUUGUAUACCAUGAUUUUCGUUGUCCUUCUUUCCACCAAACCCGAUAUCAGAUCACUCUUCUAAAAAUUGACCUUUCCAUCGCGUGUUUGACUCUACGGAUCAUAAGUGAUAUGUAAAGAUCAUGUUCUCGCUCAUCAGAAUACGUAUACUAAACAAUACUCUCCACCUUUGCUAUUUCUUACCACAACAUUUCAUUUUUUAUUUUAAAUUAUAAUACAUCAGUUAAUUUGUAAAA